AUGGCCGAACGCCCAACGCUCCCGUACUAUGUCCCCCAAGAGCAACUCCCGGCCCCGUUACCCUCCGUAGCUGAGAUUCUCGCCUCGACAAACUACAUGGUACGGUACGAGGCGGCUCCGAUCGUCCGUGUUGGUGAGCAUUAUGUUGUGAAGUACGGAAAGAAGGUCAGCCUCCAGGAGGGCGAGAACAUGCUCUUCGUUCGACAGUUUUCUCACAUCCCCGUUCCGACAGUCUAUGCAUUGUUUUAUGACGAGGAGACUGACAAGAACUUCAUUGUUCAGGAGUAUAUCCCUGGAAAGCUCCUCCAUGUGCUAUGGGAUACCCUUUCCUACAAGGAGAAGAAGAAUAUCUCUCUACAACUCCGGCAACAUGUGGACGAGUUACGCUGUAUCCCAUCUCCGGGCUAUUAUGGGGGCAUUUGGGGACAGCCGGCGCUUGAUUACAACUUCAGGGGCGUGGAGCCGCAGUUUACGGCGGCACAGAGAACUGAGGAAUUUUGGGCCUUCGGCUUGUGGCGCGGCCUGGGGCUAAAAUUGAAGGACUGGUCCGAGCCCCGGGUCGCGCGGAUGUUGUCCCCCGUCUGGGGCUUCUAUCAGAGCUUUUUCCGCGGCCACGCUUCGGUAUUCACGCACGGAAACCUUUUCCCAGGAACCAUCAUGAUCAACAACAAGACCGGGGCUGUAGUGAUCAUCGGCUGGGAGCUGUCGGGGUGGUACCCUUCAUUCUGGGAGUAUACCUCCGCUAUGUUGCUGUCUCCGUACCACCAUGACUGGGAUUGGUGGAUCCCGGUGAUCCUCGACGAGUUUCACGCCGAGUUUACUUGCAUGUGGGAGCAUCAGCGACUGACAUUGCAAUCUUGA
Chaetomium globosum CBS 148.51 is the source of this 861-nucleotide messenger RNA. RefSeq lists its product as uncharacterized. Lineage: Eukaryota; Fungi; Ascomycota; Sordariomycetes; Sordariales; Chaetomiaceae. The transcript has a single exon. Bases 1 to 861 code for a protein of 286 amino acids. The record is from RefSeq and is a predicted model, not a curated record.